AACAACACAUCUGAACAGCAUUUUGUCCUCAACCGGAAAGAGCAGGAGCAACAACGUUUGUAACUUGCACGACACAACAAUCGUGUUCGAUUCUCUUAUUAUUAUUAUUAUUAUUAUCAUCACAUCUCACAUGAACCUCUCUAUACGAUUCUUGAAACCUUAACACUUGUGAAAAGCCAUUGAUGGCACUCCCAUACUCCAUCUUUUCCUCAGCAGCAACCACACUCACUCUUUCAUCCCCAAUAACCAAACCCCACAAACCCAAUCUCCUUCCCCUUUUCUCCUUCCCCAACAACUCACCCAUAAGCAGAAGAAGAAACCUUUCCCUAACCCCUGCACGCGUUGCUGCACCACCCUCAACAAUUGAAGCCGAUCAAUCAUCCCCAGAAACCGAGGAAGAGUUUAACGAUGAUAGCUCUUCCUCUAAGUUCUCUUGGAGGGAUCACUGGUACCCUGUUUCGUUAAUUGAAGAUCUCAACCCUCUCUUGCCCACGCCGUUCCAGCUUCUCGGUCGUGAAAUCGUGCUUUGGUACGACAAGUCCAUUGCCCAAUGGGUUGCUUUUGAUGAUAAAUGCCCCCACCGUUUUGCUCCUUUAUCUGAGGGAAGGAUCGAUGAAGAUGGGAAGUUGCAGUGUUCUUAUCAUGGGUGGUCUUUUGAUGGGUGUGGAUCUUGUGUUAAGAUCCCUCAGGCUGCAUCUGAAGGCCCAGAAGCACGUGCUAUUCGAUCUCCUAAAGCGUGUGCCACUAGGUUCCCUACCAUGGUGUCUCAGGGCUUGCUCUUUGUUUGGCCUGAUGAGAAUGGUUGGGAGAAAGCAAAUGCUUCCAAGCCUCCAAUGUUGCCUGACGACUAUGACAAACCAGAGUUUGCCAUAGUCAACAUUCAGCGUGAUCUGUUCUAUGGUUAUGAUACUCUCAUGGAGAAUGUCUCUGACCCUUCUCACAUUGAUUUUGCUCAUCACAAGGUUACAGGAAGGAGAGACAGAGCCAAGCCUCUGCCAUUCAAAAUGGAUUCUCGAGGUCCAUGGGGUUUCUCUGGAGCUAAUGAAGGGAACCCACGGAUAAGUGCCAAAUUUGUUGCACCAUGUUAUUAUAUGAACAAGAUUGAGAUUGAUACCAAACUCCCUGUAGUUGGUGACCAGAAAUGGGUAGUAUGGAUAUGUUCCUUCAAUGUCCCCAUGGCACCUGGUAAGACUCGCUCCAUUGUUUGCAGUGCUCGAAACUUCUUCCAGUUCUCAGUGCCAGGGCCUGCCUGGUGGCAGGUCGUUCCUAGAUGGUAUGAGCAUUGGACUUCAAACAAGGUAUAUGAUGGGGACAUGAUUGUCCUUCAAGGUCAAGAGAAAAUCUUCCUUUCAAAAACCAAGGAAGGAGGUGACAUUAACAAACAGUACUCAGACAUAACCUUCACACCAACACAGGCAGAUCGCUUUGUCUUGGCAUUUCGAAACUGGCUAAGGCGACACGGCAAUGGUCAACCAGAAUGGUUUGGCAGCAGCAGUGACCAGCCGUUGCCGUCAACUGUUUUGUCAAAACGUCAGAUGUUGGAUAGAUUUGAGCAGCACACUCUGAAGUGUUCAUCAUGUAAAGGAGCUUAUGAGGGAUUCCAAACAUGGCAGAAAAUCUUGAUUGGUGCAACAGUUGUGUUUUGUGCAACAUCAGGGAUCCCAUCAGAUGUCCAAUUGCGUGUACUUUUGGCUGGACUUGCAAUUGUGAGCGCAGCCUUUGCUUUUGCCCUAAACCAACUCCAAAAGAAUUUUGAAUUCGUCGACUACGUGCAUGCCGAAAUCGAUUAAACACUUCCCUCCAAAGGAAUCUCCGCUAGUUAGUUGUAACUUGUAAAUAGAGUUCAAGACAAAUACAUGUACACUAUUUUGAUCAAAAGAGCUCAAGUAGCUAACACUGGUGUUAUCAUUAAAUACAACGAGCAUAAGCGUGGUUUUAACAUGUCA
Cajanus cajan (pigeon pea) is the source of this 1946-nucleotide messenger RNA. It is a transcript of the gene ACD1, whose product is annotated as Pheophorbide a oxygenase family protein with Rieske 2Fe-2S domain-containing protein. Gene Ontology annotation, cellular component: cytoplasm; chloroplast thylakoid. The record is from RefSeq and is a predicted model, not a curated record. Lineage: Eukaryota; Viridiplantae; Streptophyta; Magnoliopsida; Fabales; Fabaceae. Gene Ontology annotation, molecular function: pheophorbide a oxygenase activity; chlorophyllide a oxygenase activity; 2 iron, 2 sulfur cluster binding.